AUGCGGCCGUAUAUCUUUGUCCUCCUCGCGACAUUCGCCAGUGCUUCUGAAACGUCCUUGAACAAUUGCAAAUGCAAGGGAGGAAACGAAGCCGCCUUUACCAAUGCUUGCUGCACAAAAGGCACGACCUUCAAUGGACGCUCAUUAACAGGAAUUUCCAAUCAGGAGGGAGGUUGCAACUUUGCUCCCAAUGCUGCCUUUAUCGUCAUUCCGCAUGCUCAAAUUCAACAAGAGUUUGCGGCCUGUUGUCUCGCAACAAGCUCCGGCCAGGGUGCUACGGGAGGAACAUGCACACACAUACAGCUGUGA
Molecule: messenger RNA, 309 nt
Organism: Pyricularia oryzae 70-15
Lineage: Eukaryota; Fungi; Ascomycota; Sordariomycetes; Magnaporthales; Pyriculariaceae
Exons: 3
Coding region: 1-309 (102 amino acids)
Source: RefSeq, a predicted model, not a curated record